UCCGGGAUUUAAAGGACCGGUUUGAGCAAGCAUGGCAGGUCCGUGUCUGCCGGUACCCCGCCUCCAGGGGGUUUCGCAGGAGCAGUUCACGCAGCACCUUUACCCGCAGAGAAAACCUCUAGUUUUGGAAGGACUUGAUCUGGGGGCAUGUACUAGCAAAUGGACAGUGGAUUACCUAAGCCAAGUUGGAGGGAAAAAAGAAGUGAAGAUUCAUGUUGCUGCAGUUGCCCAGAUGGACUUCAUUAGUAAGAACUUUGUAUAUAGAACUUUACCUUUUGAUGAGUUGAUUCAGAGGGCAGCUGAAGACAAGCAUAAAGAAUUUUUUAUUUCAGAGGAUGAGAAAUACUACCUGCGAUCUCUUGGGGAAGACCCUCGAAAGGAUGUUGCGGAUAUCAGAAAACAGUUUCCUUUACUGGAACAAGAUAUUAAGUUUCCCAAAUUCUUCAAAGAGGAACAGUUCUUUUCCAGUGUUUUUCGAAUUAGCUCACCAGGAUUGCAACUUUGGACGCACUAUGAUGUAAUGGAUAAUUUCUUAAUACAAGUGACAGGAAAAAAGCGUGUUAUACUCUUCAGUCCUCGUGAUGCCGAGUACUUAUAUUUAUCAGGUACUAAAUCAGAAGUACUGAAUAUAGAUAACCCAGACUUAACUAAAUAUCCAUUGUUUUCCAAGGCUAGAAGGUAUGAAUGUUCUCUGAAAGCUGGAGAUGUGUUGUUCAUUCCUGCUUUAUGGUUCCAUAAUGUAAUUUCUGAGGAGUUUGGAGUGGGAGUGAAUGUCUUUUGGAAGCACCUUCCUUCUGAAUGCUAUGACAAAACAGAUACCUAUGGAAACAAAGAUCCUACAGCAGCAUCAAGAGCUGCACAAAUUUUGGAUAGAGCCUUAAAAACACUGGCUGAAUUACCAGAGGAAUACAGAGACUUCUAUGCUCGGCGAAUGGUCUUAAACAUUCAAGACAAAGCCUACAGCAAAAACUUCGAAUAAACAGAUGAAGAAGUGAAUGCAAUGAAUGUAAAUUUUUAUAAUUUAGCUCAAAUGUUGGAGAAGUGGCAUAACAUCAUCUUUUAAAGAUUCUUUGUUAUGGGAAAGAUAAAGCAAUUUCAGGUUUACAAAUUAGCAAGUAUGAAGGGAUAUUUGUAGAACAAAUUGUUUUGGUUGGAAGAAUACUAUUUUGUUGGAAGAAUCCACCCUAGUUUUCAGAUGCAUGUAACUGAAAGUCCAAUUUAAAACAAUAAAAUGUAUUGAAUCAUUAUGAAGUUUGCUGGUAGAAUAGGCUUCUAUAUUUCUGAUUCAGUGAUUCACUGAUGUCACAAAGAACCUUUGGGUUUUUUUUUCCCCUCGUCUCAUUUCAGUGGCAGCAUUGGCAUCAUCUUAAGGCCAGCUAACCUCGUGGUCAUGGAUUGCUUGCCAAUAGCAGUGGGGGCCAUGAGCUCUUCUUCAUUAACAUGCAGUAGAAGAACCAAACUGGAUUCCAGGGGCCAUCUCUCAGUAGAAGAAAGCUUUCCCAGAAUUCGCCUCCAGAUCCUUGGGUCUUAUUGUUCUCAGGCAGCAUAGACAUGUACAUCCAAGGCAGUCACUGGUAAAGAGCCAAGAAUAGAACAAUCCUUUUUCUGGUCAGGUUUGUGGAGCUGGAUGUAGAAUUCUCUUUCUCUGAGGUACA
Sorex fumeus (smoky shrew) is the source of this 1655-nucleotide messenger RNA. RefSeq names its product tRNA-yW synthesizing protein 5 (gene TYW5). Lineage: Eukaryota; Metazoa; Chordata; Mammalia; Eulipotyphla; Soricidae. Gene Ontology annotation, molecular function: tRNA binding; 2-oxoglutarate-dependent dioxygenase activity. The transcript has 8 exons. Gene Ontology annotation, biological process: wybutosine biosynthetic process. Bases 32 to 979 code for a protein of 315 amino acids. The record is from RefSeq and is a predicted model, not a curated record.